CUCGCGUCCACCUCACAGCGUCCAAGUCAAGCGAAGGGUGCACCCACCGGCGCUAUGCCUGCUAAUAGAGUCAUUUACGGCCCUAUUGCCAUUAAAAAGCGUCGGCUGUAAAGGUUUUUACCGCACGGCGAGUGAAAAGAAGACAUAUGCGUGGAGACAGUCGCCGUUGUUGUUCUUCUCCGUUUUAUCCGCGAGCUCGUCGGACGGGACAGCCGAGCGUCGAGUGAGAUUCCCGACCCAUACUGCCACCGUCCUCCUCCGCCGAGAGAUGCUGCCCCGCCUGCGGGGAGUCCUGCGGCCCGUCCUCUACCUGAGAGCCGGGAGGGGGCCGCUCCGAGCCGGACCCUCUGUGUCCGUCCCGGGUGUGUCGACCGCAGAGCUUCCGCCCUCCGCGCUGUUUCAACGGCGUCACCUCGGCACACACCCGCUGAAGGAGCCCGUGGAGCCCCUCAACUCGCCCCGCGGAGCGAAGGAGUUUAUUUAUAGCCUCCAUCCGUCUGAGCGAACCUGCCUGCUGCGGGAACUGCACCGGUUCGAGUCCAUUGCCAUAGCUCAAGGGCAGCUUGACAUUGCGCCACCGACUGCAGCACAGUUAAGAUAUGUUCUCCUGCACAAUGCGCUUCCUUUUGUUGGAUUUGGAUUUCUGGACAACUGUAUCAUGAUUGUUGCCGGUACACAGAUUGAGUUGUCCAUCGGCGUGAUCCUUGGCAUUUCUACUAUGGCAGCUGCUGCUCUCGGCAACUUGGUGUCUGAUCUGGCAGGACUCGGGCUGGCAGGUUAUGUGGAGGCUUUGGCAUCUCGACUUGGGAUGCAGAUUCCUGACCUGAGUCCGAAGCAGGCCGACAUGUGGCAGACAAGAGUCAGCUCCCACUCGGGCAAAGCCAUCGGCGUCGGCAUCGGCUGCAUCCUGGGAAUGUUCCCUCUGCUCUUCUUCAACGACGACGACAACAAGAAAGACGCCAACAAGGACGCCAACAAGGAGAAGAUGCAAAUGGGCGCUGCCGCACACGACAACAAGUGAUCUGAAGUGAACUUACACUUUGGACCCAUGGACCCAAAAAAAAUUUAAUAAAUAAAAUAAAAUAAAAUAACUCAAGAUUUAAGAUCUUAUUGAAGAGCUUCAUGAAAGUGAAGCACAUGGACGUCUCCUCCAGACAUCAUCAUCAUCAUCAUCAUCAUCAUCAUCUUCAUCUUGCUGCUCUUCACCACACUAAACAGGCGUCCUUGUUCUCUCCCUGUCGUCACGUUGCGUCACUACAACAGUGGCGGCUUCAUUCCAUCAAUUCCUGACGUGACCCCGAAAGACAAGCCCGCUUGCCGACUCUCCGUGAGACGAGCAACAUGCAAAUUUGCGUCAAGCGCGUGCAAAGCAAAACGAAAAAUCCGGUCACCUGCCACCAGUUCAAAACCACCAAUCAGCUGCUACACCUGACAACGAUGACGUAACACUGACAUAUGUCUCGUGUGUCUAUAGGACUGAAGGAGAUAGAUUUGAUUUUGACUAACAUGGGACUUUAAUUUAUCAUCAUGCUUUAUGAUUUAGCAGCUUAGAAAUAUCAUUUUAAAGACCUCAAAUAUUUGAAGUAUUUAACUUUUUGUUGUUUGUUUUCAAUGUUGUUGAUAUGAUGUAUUUGUAUAUAUUCCCAAAAAAUUAUUGAGACAAGCCCCAUUAUUUGACAAAAAAAAAAAAAAAAGUAUACACAGUAUCCUGAAAUAGUUCACCACAAAACUUUAUUGUGUUGUGUGACUGGCAGCAGCUUAAUUUUACAAUCUCCCAUCUAGUGGAAGAGCAUUUUAAUUGUUCUGCUUGACACUAUAUGUUUCUGGCAUAGAUAGAUAAUGACAAUUUUUUUUAUUUUUUUUUGUAGUCAAUAAAUAAUUUCUUAUGCACUACAUUGUUUGUCUACUACACUCUACUGGUUAAAAGUUUUCUGACCACAUUAUUAGGUACACUCACAACGCUCUCAUGAGAUCCAAUCCAACAGCUGCAUGAACAAUUAUUACCUUACAAAAGAUAAUAAUGCUCACUUUUGUAUUAAAAAAAAAAAAAAGUUUAUUUUUGUGUAAAUGUAAUCCGACAUCCUACCAAAAAGGUUUCUAAUAAUUUGUCCCUCUCGUGCAGCUCAAUAAAUAUUAGAAAUACUUGUCAUUCACAGCUGAGCAUUUUUAUUAUUGUUAACAGAUUGUGUACCUGUUUUAAAAAAAAAAAAGAAAAGCAAUUUUGCAGUUUUAAAAUGUAUUUUUUGUUUAAUAGUUGACUUUUUGUUUUGCUUCCAUUGCCUCUCAAAAUGGGAGACUGGUGUGAACUCGAUGUGGGUUUUCUCCCUCUACAUUCUCCAUAGACAUCUUUAAUUUGUUUAUAGCUUCUUUGCUUUACAUUUUACUUACCACCUAUAGCUCUUCUCUGUCUGUUUUUUUUUUUUUAUUUAAGGCUGUUUAUUUGUUAACAUCCCAAAAGAAACGGUUUGUUUUACCUUUACCUUGGUUGUGAUUGUUUGACCUCCACAUGGCACAUGCAUGCACUUGGAUACGCCGGUCCUGUUUUUGUUCCUUCAAGUUGACUGAAAGAUGUUCUCAGAUGAAGUUACAGCUAGACAAAAAGGUGCAAAUUCAAGCUUUAUUAGUUUGGGAAAUAAUGUACUACUAUGUAAAAUAAGAUUAACAAAGCACACAAAGUGAGUUGCAUGGAAAUGACUGUCAGGUUCAGUUUCAACCCUAAGAUCAAAUAAGAAAGUCGAGUCCCAUCCAUUUUUACUCUUCUUAUGCUGUAUUUAACUUUAUUUUGGUUGUACUUGAUGUCAUCUUAUUUAUAGAGAAGCAACUGUAACAUGACUGGAAGAGCACUAUUGAAUAGGAAUUAUGAUGCGUACACGACAACGGUCUUGACGACUGUUAUUUUGUAGGAGCUUUAGAAAUGCAUGUACCAGAUUGUAUUAUUUGUUUAUUUUGAAUUUUAGAAGUGGUCAUAAACCACAUGCUAAUCCAAGCAUGGGUGUUAAGGAUUUCUUUUUCACUUUGAUCUGCUUUUAUUAAACUCUUAAACAUUCAA
Molecule: messenger RNA, 3049 nt
Organism: Phyllopteryx taeniolatus (common seadragon)
Lineage: Eukaryota; Metazoa; Chordata; Actinopteri; Syngnathiformes; Syngnathidae
Product: transmembrane protein 65-like
Exons: 8
Coding region: 269-1021 (250 amino acids)
Biological process (GO): cardiac ventricle development; regulation of cardiac conduction
Cellular component (GO): mitochondrion
Source: RefSeq, a predicted model, not a curated record